Dibothriocephalus latus is the source of this 471-nucleotide messenger RNA. Lineage: Eukaryota; Metazoa; Platyhelminthes; Cestoda; Diphyllobothriidea; Diphyllobothriidae. The record is from the annotation of a GenBank genome assembly.
AUGAAGAAUCUGCGUCGGAUGUCGAAACGUCAGGCGAAUAAAGGUGUUGUCCCAGUGGUUGAAGCCUCUUCUCAGUUACUUCCUGGGACUCGCAUGCAGGAACACAAGGCGGCGGCCCGGAGACUAGACCUUAACUCACAGCUUGCAACCCAUAUCGGAGAGACUGGCCUUGACUUCGAUAUUCAAGGAACGACCACCGUAGGCCAAGGAGCCUCAAAAGCUCAAAGGUGGACGCUUGAGGCAUGGUACUCAGACGCCCAAUCUGUCAACAGGCAUCUGGCCUUCCCUGCGGCCUACAAGGUCCUACGCCAUUACCGGAUCGAUAAAGAGCGUGCGGAAGGUGGAUUGCCACGCACGACUACGCAAAGCUUCGUAGGCGAAGGCAAGAUGAGUCAGCGGGAGGAGGUGCUGGUCGUGGGCUACCACGGGAUCGCGAAUGGUAUUUUCAUGGUCGUCCCGGAACUCAGGUGA